This is a messenger RNA of Dicrocoelium dendriticum, 567 nucleotides long. Lineage: Eukaryota; Metazoa; Platyhelminthes; Trematoda; Plagiorchiida; Dicrocoeliidae. The record is from the annotation of a GenBank genome assembly.
AUGGGAGGAGGAAUGUCUCUAAUCGUUCCUGGAUUGUAUGUUGGCGGGUUGUUUGCUGCGAAGUCUCAGCUGCAGCUUGAUACUAAUAACAUCACUCACUUGUGCUCUGUUAUUCGACAAAAGUUUGAGGUUCCAAACAGGAAACAAAUUGUCUUUGAGGUAGAUGAUUCUCCUUCCGAAGAUCUGUCUAAGCACUUUGAAAAUGCUUGCUUCUUUAUCCAUGAUGCUCGCGCUUCUGGCGGCCAUGUGCUUGUUCAUUGUGCAUGCGGCGUAUCUCGAAGUGUGACCAUUGCUCUGGCUUAUUUGCUAGUGACGACGGAUUUGCCCCUGAGUAUGCUAGUUAAGGCCAUUAGAGGUGCUCGUCAUUGUGCUUGCCCAAACUAUGGCUUCAUGUUUAACCUUUUGGACCCCUGUUUUUACCGUCGUUGUGUCUUACAGCGUAUAAACUACACUUCUCAUGGAUUUCUUACGAAUCCGUAUCUGAUUACUUCCCCACAUUUAGCACUCGUUUCUACAAAAUCGUUCACGAAUCUUGCACUUCAACUGUUUCUUGGCUUGUUACGUUGA